Trichechus manatus latirostris (Florida manatee) is the source of this 2444-nucleotide messenger RNA. RefSeq names its product solute carrier family 37 member 4 (gene SLC37A4). Gene Ontology annotation, cellular component: endoplasmic reticulum membrane. Bases 328 to 1680 code for a protein of 450 amino acids. The record is from RefSeq and is a predicted model, not a curated record. The transcript is spliced from 10 exons. Gene Ontology annotation, molecular function: glucose 6-phosphate:phosphate antiporter activity. Lineage: Eukaryota; Metazoa; Chordata; Mammalia; Sirenia; Trichechidae. Gene Ontology annotation, biological process: glucose-6-phosphate transport; phosphate ion transmembrane transport.
GCCUCUUCCGGGGUAGGAGGCCCGUUCCCUGGUCUGGGAGCCGCCGAGGCGCUACCGGUGGCCAGCGCACCUUCCUGCUUUCUAUCGCACCAGUCCUGCCGUCUCCACUCUCUCCAGCUCCUGUACCCCAGGACACAGGGUUCCCUAGGAACAGCCCCAGGCUUAAUGAUUGUCCAGAAGGUGGCUAUAAAGGGAGCCUGAGAGCCUGGGUGGAGGAGGGAGAAGAAAAGACCUUACUCAGCUGAUUUGGGCACCGAGAGAGCCGGCAAGCAGGGGCUGUGGUCAGAGGCUCGGCGUCCUGGCCAGUAGGGCCUGCUCUCUUCCACCAUGGCUGCCCAGGGCUAUGGCUACUAUCGCACUGUGAUCUUCUCGGCCAUGUUUGGGGGCUACAGCCUGUACUACUUCAACCGCAAGACCUUCUCCUUUGUCAUGCCUUCGUUGGUGGAGGAGAUCCCUCUGGACAAGGAUGACUUGGGGCUCAUCACCAGCAGCCAGUCUGCAGCGUACGCCAUCAGCAAGUUUGUGAGCGGGGUGCUGUCUGACCAGAUGAGCGCUCGCUGGCUCUUCUCCUCUGGGCUGCUCCUGGUUGGCCUGGUCAACGUCGUCUUUUCUUGGAGCUCCACGGUGCCCGUCUUCGCUGCGCUCUGGUUCCUCAAUGGCCUGGCACAAGGGCUGGGCUGGCCCCCAUGUGGGAAGAUCCUGCGGAAGUGGUUUGAGCCAUCUCAGUUCGGCACUUGGUGGGCCAUCCUGUCAACCAGCAUGAACCUGGCUGGAGGGCUGGGCCCAAUUCUGGCAACCAUCCUCGCCCAGAGCUAUAGUUGGCGCAGCACGCUGGCCCUGUCUGGGGCACUGUGUGUGGUUGUCUCCUUCCUCUGUCUCCUGCUCAUUCACAACGAACCUGCUGAUGUUGGACUCCGCAACGUGGACCCCACCCCCUCCAAGCGCAAGAAGGGCUCCGUGAAGAAGGACAGCACCCUACAGGAGCUGCUGCUGUCCCCCUACCUGUGGGUGCUCUCCACUGGCUACCUCGUAGUGUUUGGGGUAAAGACCUGCUGUACUGACUGGGGCCAGUUCUUCCUUAUCCAAGAGAAAGGACAGUCAGCCCUCGUGGGUAGCUCCUACAUGAGUGCCCUGGAGGUUGGGGGCCUUGUAGGCAGCAUCGCAGCUGGCUACCUGUCAGACCGGGCUAUGGCAAAGGCGGGGCCAUCCAUCUACGGGAACCCUCGCCAUGGGCUACUGCUGUUCAUGAUGGCUGGCAUGACCGUGUCCAUGUACCUCUUCCGGGUAACUGUGACCACUGACUCCCCCAAGGAUGUUGCUUUCUGGACUCUGGCUCUGCACCCUCUCGCUGAACUCACAGGCUUUAUGGAACACGAGCUCUGGAUCCUGGUGUUGGGAGCUGUGUUUGGUUUCUCCUCGUACGGUCCCAUUGCCUUGUUUGGAGUGAUAGCCAACGAGAGUGCCCCUCCCAACUUGUGUGGCACCUCCCAUGCCAUAGUGGGACUCAUGGCCAAUGUGGGCGGCUUUCUGGCUGGGUGGCCUUUCAGCACCAUUGCCAAGCGCUACAGCUGGAGCACAGCCUUCUGGGUGGCUGAAGUGAUCUGUGCAGCCAGCACAGCUGUCUUCUUCCUCCUACGAAACAUCCGCACCAAGAUGGGCCGAGUGUCAAAGGCUGAGUGAAGAGGAUGCAGACUCUGCGGCAUCUUCUCUCACCUGUGGCCUUUCCAAGCCGGCAAAGGGUAGGGGCAGGGGUAGCUGCUCUGGUUUGCACUGAACCUCUGACUUCCCUUUUCCAUUCCUUCCCUUGCCCAGGUGACACUGGAAGUUAUCAGAGGCUAAUGAGGUCCCAGCUCCCCAUCCUAUGCUGUAUUUAAAAGAUACCCUUUGUUCCUGGACUCCAUUAGCUCCUACUUCCUGCUUCCAAAUGGGACACCCCUGUAGUCAGGGAGUCUCUUACACCCUUCUCCCUCUACUGGGUCCUGCAUUGUCUCCAUCUCACCCCAACCCCAUCAGGGGUGUGGCCACUCCUGCAGCUGCAGGGCACUAAUGGUUCACGACUUCUGUCCCAAGGCCUCUCAGCAGUAGGCAACUAUUGCCAAUACCUCAGACUCCAGGCCAGCACUCCCACUAUUACCCUGGUACAAUAGCGGGGUAAGGGUGGCAGAGUACAAAGACUUGUUCUAGAAUAUUAAAACUAGAUUUGAUACUAAACACUGUCAGUAAUUCAUUCUUUGAGAAAGAGGUAGUACGAGCCAAAGAUAGCUCUGGAAAAUACUUUUGGUACCUGCUCUUUCCACCUGAAAAGAGAGACUCCACUUCCCUGGAAUGGGGAAACUGAAGUGUAGACAGACUCCUGCAGUCCUCCUUUAAGCUCAUGACUCCUCUGCCCUCAUCUCAGAAGCUACUGGGUUUCAGGCAAGGAGCCCUGGUGAUGCAGUGGUUAA